Messenger RNA from Podarcis raffonei (Aeolian wall lizard), 2041 nucleotides. RefSeq names its product cytochrome P450 2J2-like. The record is from RefSeq and is a predicted model, not a curated record. The coding region runs from base 1 to 1563 and encodes 520 amino acids. NCBI's taxonomy places the organism in Eukaryota, Metazoa, Chordata, Lepidosauria, Squamata, Lacertidae. The transcript has 9 exons. Gene Ontology annotation, biological process: arachidonate metabolic process; xenobiotic metabolic process. Gene Ontology annotation, molecular function: heme binding; oxidoreductase activity, acting on paired donors, with incorporation or reduction of molecular oxygen, reduced flavin or flavoprotein as one donor, and incorporation of one atom of oxygen; iron ion binding. Gene Ontology annotation, cellular component: cytoplasm; intracellular membrane-bounded organelle.
AUGGAGAUCAGCAGCUGCCUUGCAGUUCUGGCAGUGUCUCUCCUGAGUCUGCAGUUCUUGAAGCUACAGUGGGCAAGGCGCCACUUCCCACCUGGACCACUUCCGUUACCUCUCCUGGGGACCCUGUGGUGCUUUGGCUCUGGAUGGCAUCAAGACACCCUCUCCAAGUUGUCCAAGGUUUACGGGAAGGUCUUCACCAUCUGGGUUGGGCACAAGCCGAUGAUUGUUGUGAAUGGCUUUCGUUUGGUGAAGCAAGUGCUCAGCAACUACUCGGAAGAAACCUCAUGUCGUGUAGUAACUCCCUUUGUCAGGGACACAAUGAAAGCAAAGGGUAUCCUGUUUUCAAGUGGCCACACCUGGAAGGAGCAGCGGCGUUUUGGGAUAUCUGUGCUCCGAUCGCUGGGCCUUGGAAGAAGAAGCAUGGAGUUCUGUGUGCAAGAGGAGGCUGGCCACAUGGUGGAGUUCUUCGCAAGCAAGAGAGGCCAAUCUGUAGACCCUAGAACCCCCCUCUUCCAUGCCUUCUGUAGUGUGAUCUCCAACGUAAUUUUUGGACACCCUUUCGACAUUGAAGACAAAGUGUAUCAGAAGCUGAUAGAAUGCAUUGAGUAUGAAGCACAUUUUUUCCUCUCCACAUUUCAUUUGUUGUACGAAGUGUUUCCGUGGCUGAUGUGCCGCCUCCCAGGACCCCACCAGAAGGCCUUCUCAUGCUUGGAGCACAUCCAUUCAUUUGGAAGGAGUGAGAUCAGAAGGCACAAGGAGAAGAGGGAAACAGAUGAACCGCAGGAUUUCAUUGACUUCUAUCUGGAUGAAAUAAAUAAAAAGAAGGAUGACCCCGAAUCGACCUUUGACGAAGCCAACUUGGUUCAUGUCAUUUACGACCUCUUCACAGCCGGGACAGAUACUGGUUCAUCCACUUUGUGCUGGGCUCUGCUCUUCAUGGUGGUUUAUCCAGACAUCCAAGAGAAAGUUCAGGCCGAGAUUGAUGCUGCCGUGACAUGUUCCCAACGCAUCUCCUAUGAGGAUCGGAUGAACCUGCCCUACACCAAUGCUGUCAUUCAUGAAAUCCAGCGCCACAAAUACGUUCUCUUGGUUGGAAAUUUCAGGCAAUGUGCAAAGGAUGCAACUAUUUUUGGUUUUCCCAUGAAAAAGGAUACUGUAAUUAUUCCUGAUAUAGCAUCUGCGCUAUAUGACCCUGAAGAGUGGGAGACGCCUUACCAGUUCAACCCAAACCACUUCCUGGAUAAAGAAGGGAACUUCUUCGUCAGAGACGCCUUCAUUCCAUUUUCAAUAGGGAAGCGUCUCUGUCUCGGGGAGAAUCUGGCGAGGAUGGAGAUUUUCCUCUUCUUCACUAACCUGCUGCAAGCGUUCACGUUACGGCUGCCUGAUGGCGUGCGGGAGAUCAACACAAAUGCUGUGAGAGGAGGGUUAGCUGUGCAACCGUAUCCUUACAUGAUCUGUGCUGUUCCUCGCAAGGCUACAGCUUGGAAGAGGGAACAAGAGGCUAGCCCAGAAAGCCUAGAAGCAGACGUCACCAAACCAAGCUGUUGUAGUUUAGUCGUUUAGUCGUGUCCGGCCCUUCGUGACCCCCUGGACCAGAGCACACCAGGCACUCCUGUCUUCCACUGCCUCCCGCAGUUUGGUCAAACUUAUGUUCGUAGCUUCAAGAACACUGUCCAACCACCUCGUCCUCUGUCGUCCCCUUCUCCUUGUGCCCUCCAUCUUUCCCAGCACCAGGGUCUUUUCCAGGGAGUCUUCUCUCCUCAUGAGGUAGGCAAAGUCUUGGAGCCUCAGAUUCACGAUCUGUCCUUCCAGUGAGCACUCAGAGCUGAUUUCCUUAAGAAUGGAGAGGUUUGAUCUUCUUGCAGUCCAGGGGACUCUCGAGAGUCUCCUCCAGCACCAUAAUUCAUAAGCAUCAAUUCUUUGGCGAUCAGCCUUCUUUAUGGUCCAGCUCUCACUUCCAUACAUCACUACUGGGAAAACCAUAGCUUUAACUAUACGGACCUUUGUCAGCAAGGUGAUGUCUUUGCUUUUUAAGAUGCUG